This is a messenger RNA of Perca flavescens (yellow perch), 1089 nucleotides long. RefSeq names its product TBC1 domain family member 9B. The record is from RefSeq and is a predicted model, not a curated record. The transcript is spliced from 5 exons. The coding region runs from base 201 to 1010 and encodes 269 amino acids. Lineage: Eukaryota; Metazoa; Chordata; Actinopteri; Perciformes; Percidae.
UGUGUGCAGAGGAGGCUGAGUCAGCUCUGGAGGCGACCCACUUCUUCACUGAAGACGAACCACUCAAAGCCUCCUUCCUGUCUGAUCUGGACAUUUCGGGGCAGCAGGAAGUGACAUCAGGUGAGGAGGGGAAGGAUGGAGGUGCAGACAGCGAGGAGAAGAAAGAUGUCCAGGUGAAGGACUACAGGUACUACCUGAGGAUGUGGGCCAAAGAGAAGGAGCAGAGGACAGAGACCAUCAAAGACCUGCCCAGGAUGAACCAGGAGCAGUUCAUCGAGCUGUGUAAGACUCUGUAUAACAUGUUCAGUGAGGAGCGAGAGGAGCAGCAGCUGUACCACGCCAUCGCCACCGUGGCCAGCCUGCUGCUGCGCAUCGGAGAGGUGGGCAAGAAGUUCAGCAACGGGGGGGGCAGGAAGACAGAGGCCCCGCCCACCACACAUCAGGCCCCGCCCACCACACAUCAGGCCCCGCCCACCACACAUCAGGCUCCGCCCACCGACACACAGUCCCCACCCCUUGUCGACCUUGAGGCUCCGCCCUCUGUCAGCCCUGAGGCUCCGCCCCCUGUCAGCCCUGAGGCUCCGCCCCCUGUCAGCCCUGAGGCUCCGCCCCCUGUCAGCCCUGAGGCCACGCCCCCUGAUGCUCUGUGCCGGGCCCUGGCCGAGGCCCAGCUGGAGCCCGUGGCGGUGUCAGACGAGGAGGCGCGAGAUGACGGCUCGACCUCGUCCUUCUCCGUGGUCAGUGCCGGCUCGCUGGCGUGCGAGGACAUGGCCGACGACACGGUGCUGGUGGGCGGCGGCCAGCAGAGGCCCGGCAGCGUGCUGGAUGCCGAUUGGUCGAUCAGCUUCGAGCAGGUGCUGGCCUCGCUGCUCACGGAGCCGCCGCUCGUCGACUACUUCGAGAAGAAGACGGACAUACGCGACAAGAUGGCCGCCUGCCACGCCAAGAGGGCGGUGCAGCGGCAGAUAAGCUCCGCCUCCGAACAGGAAAUCACCCAGCAUUCCACCUGAGUCACAUGACUGUCUGUCUGUCUGUCUGCCUGUCUCUCUCUCUGUCUGUCUGUCUGCCUGUCUGUCUGUCUCACCGUCU